UCUGUUUAUAUACAGUAGCUUGCCCUGUCAGUGUCCUGGGGGAGCUGUUUUUUCCUUGGCAGUUCCUAGAUUAGGCUGUUGUUUACUGGCUGACUGUUUGUCUGAGUCGGUGGUUCCUUGAUUAGGGUUACUAAUUAGUAUUAGUGAUACUCAUCUGCAGAACACAAGCCUGGAGGGAGCGGAGUUCAAUGUUAUCAUCAGCGUAUCGCACAAUGCGCCGAUAAGGAGGUCGUCGGUGAAAGCGCUCUGCCACUUUAGCCCCCGCUUCACGAUCACACCCAGUCUGCAGAAGUCCCCACUUGCUCUUUCGUUUCCCCCCGCGCUCCGUCGCCAGCAGCCUGCAAACGGAGACCGGGGCUCACACUUGGCACUCCUUCCGCGGCGUCCACACAACCAAUCAGACAUGGACACAACUCCGCCCACCGCCCAGGUUGGUUGGUUGGAGGAAAGCGAGAGUUUUCUAGGAAAACUUGGGCGCUGGAUCUGCGAAACGCCCCUCCCCGCCCACCCCCCUUUGCGCCCUCCUCCCCCUGCGCCCUCCUGGAGUGUUGGAGGGGACCCGGGCUGCUCCACGGCCGGAGGCGGAGGCGAUCGCCCCUGCCCAGCUGUGGCUCAUCCGGACCAUGGGAGACCUGGAGCCACCCGUGUCUCGUGCUGAGAACGCCCCUCAGAAGCAAAUCUCCGAGACGGGGACGUCGGAAGGGCUGAGUCUCCGGGCAGCCGGAGCGGUGGGCGGAGAGGCCCUCUGUGACGAGCACCGCGAGCCCCUGAAGGUUUUCUGCUGGGAGGACUGCGCCCUCAUCUGCUUGGUGUGCGACAAAUCCAGGAAGCACCGGACCCACCUGGUGCUUCCGAUCGAGGAGGCAGCUGAAGAAUACAAGGAAGAGAUCCAGAUCAAGCUACAGAAUCUGAAGUUGGGGAGAAUGGCUGUUGAAAGAUCAAAGCAGACUCAGGAGAAGCAAAUGGCUGAGUAUUUGGAAGACAUCAAAGCAGAAAGAACAAAGAUUGUGCAGGCCUUCCAGCAGCUCCGCUCAUUUCUAGAAGAGCAGGAAAGUUGCCUCUUGGCUCAGUUGAGUGAACUGGAGAAGGAAGAGGACGAAACUAGCACCAGACUUUCGUCCAACAUUUCUUUUCUCAGUGAGCUGAUCCAGGAUCUAGAGAAGCACUGUCAGAGGCCUGCGGGCGAGUUUUUGCAGGAUCUCAAGGAAACUUUAAGCAGGUGUGAAAAGGGCGAGUUCCUUUGCUUCCAAGAGAAACCUGUUAACCUGGAAAAAAAUCUCAGUGCCAUCUCUCGGCAAAGUGGUCUAUUAAUGGAAAACUUCAAGAAAUUUAAAGAAUCACUGAUGGAUGAAUUUCAGAAAGACAAAACUCAGAGGGUAAAUGUCCUCACGAACCAGGCUGAUCAGCCCCAGGCUUUCUGGCCAGUAUCGCACAAUGAUGCCCUGAGAGCAGACAAGAAAGUCUCCCCAGUCAGGGUGACCUUGGAUCCACAUACAGCCAACCCCCAUCUUCUCCUCUCCCCCGAUCGGAAGACCGUGAUGCACCUGGAUCACGCGCAGUCCUUGCCAGAUGAUCCUGAGAGAUUUGAUUCUGAGCUCUUCGUGUUGGCCUGCGAGAGCUUCUGCUGUGGGAAGCAUUCUUGGGUGGUGGACGUCGAGCAGGGGCAGAACUGGGCCAUUGGCAUUGCCCAGGCGUCUGUGAAGAGGAAGGGGUUCCUCAGCCUCAGCCCAGAGCAAGGCAUCUGGGCAGUACAGCAGUGCUGGGGCCAAUUGCAAGCCCUGACCUCUCGUUGGACCUCCUUGUUUCUGCUCCGGAGGCCCAAGAGGAUCAAAGUCUGCCUAGACUACGAGGGAGGGUGGGUGGCGUUUCUCGAUGCAGAGCUGGACGCUCCCAUUUUCACUUUUCCGCCUAUCUCCUUCAAGCAAGAGAGGAUUCACCCUUGGUUCUGGGUGGGGUCUAGAUCUCAGCUCACCUUAUGCCCCUGAGGUUAUUCCUGGCAUUUUGAAUUUCAGCAAUCUGAGAAGCGUUGUUUAAUCUGGGACCUAAAGCAGCAGCCCGACAGUUGCUUGGAACUACUUUUGUUAACUCUGUGUCUGCAAAGGAACGUCUCCUUUUUUGUUUUGAAUUUUUAGUGAAGCAUUAAGUGCUUCACUGAGAGCACCAGUCAAGGAUAUAUUUUAAUGGAAGGAGUUGCAGUUGUACAAACUGGCUUUUGACUAGCCGAAAGCUAUGAUGGGGGGAAAACAGCAAUUUGCAAAUGUUUACAUAGUUGGACAUACUUAUCUCAUGGUACAGUUGUCCUGCCAUAACACAGCUGUAACAGAGUGCAAAAUAAAAUAAAUGUGCUGGAGGGGCGGCCAAGUAGAAUAUUCAGAAACACAAAGCGUAUGCUUCUAGUCUUCGUGGCUGAUGGAAAAGUGCUUGGGAAAAAUUGUGAGAGAAAGCCUCACCGAUGGCUACCUGCCUUUUUGGCAAAAUCUGAAGUCAAAGCCUUCAACACACAGCCUUCUGGGACGCUGCAAGUAGAUUACAUCUCCAUCUCUCUCUCCUUCCAUGGAGGCAGGAGAGCUUCAAAUCUUGAAACUCCUUCACCCUCCCCCUCCAUUCAUUUUCUACUGCUCUUGGGGCUCCCUAUAUUAAUCCCGAUGCAGAGUUUUCUGUGUGAAGCAAGUUGCACCUCAACUGAUAGCAGAAUUUGCUUUCUUUUUCCGCCUGUUCAUAGGAAAUUAUCUCCUCCUUUUCACACUAAGUUAGAAAUAAUGUUUUAAAGAUUUAAAAAUGAAUCAUGCAAGCAAAGGCAAUCAAGCGUACUUCGUUUCUGUAAGGCUGCUCCAUUGCACAAUGCUUAUAUUGAUUUGUAUGGGCACGUAACUAAUUUCAGUACCUUUGGGCUUUUCUGGUAGCAAGGUUUUGACAUUUUUUGUAACUAAUCUUGCACAGACACAUCUACUUUGAAACGAAAACCCAUGCCACUACUGUGAAUAAUUCUAAAUUGUUUCAAAGCAGCAACUGUGCUUCAUUUUGCACUACAUAAAUUCAUUGCAUGUUUCAAGCCCCCUGACUGGUUUUUACAAUUUGUACUUUCAAAUCCAAGUGAAUCUAUCACUCUGAGUAUAGCUAAAUUUUGUUACGUCAUCGGCAAAACACUGUUGAUUGAUACAUUGUGUUAAUUUUAUGAUUUGCACUUACUCAUAUACAUGUAACCUGGUGUACAUUAUUGAUUUUUAUGAUGUGUUGCUCAUGGACUGCAUUUUUCCUCUAUUUUAAGGCACAUGUGAAUUCUGCUUCUGGCCUAGAUCAUGCCCUUCAAUCCUGAGAAACCAUGUGCUGGCUUACGAUUCACUGCCUUUCCUUGACUGAUAGGACUACACAAUGUAUCGCCCAUGAGAUCCUGCUUGAUUUGAACUCCUACCACCCCUAACCAACCAAUACUGAAGGCUGAUGUGGAGUGAGAAAUAAUUCCCAUUCCCUGAAAUGAAGCUGUCAGAUAAAUGGGUAGACGACUGCAGCCUUAUACAAUAUAUGCUGACAGCCCAAUGCAGUACAUUCAUACUGAAAACACAUUUAUUUCACAGAUUUAAAGCAUACUGAAAAUAGUUAUUAUUCAAUGUAGGU
This is a messenger RNA of Python bivittatus (Burmese python), 3615 nucleotides long. Its product is annotated as E3 ubiquitin-protein ligase TRIM7-like. NCBI's taxonomy places the organism in Eukaryota, Metazoa, Chordata, Lepidosauria, Squamata, Pythonidae. Gene Ontology annotation, molecular function: protein binding; zinc ion binding. The record is from RefSeq and is a predicted model, not a curated record.